Messenger RNA from Carassius gibelio (silver crucian carp), 1257 nucleotides. RefSeq names its product adenylate cyclase activating polypeptide 1b (gene adcyap1b). Gene Ontology annotation, molecular function: pituitary adenylate cyclase activating polypeptide activity; neuropeptide hormone activity; peptide hormone receptor binding. The transcript has 5 exons. Bases 330 to 857 code for a protein of 175 amino acids. The record is from RefSeq and is a predicted model, not a curated record. Lineage: Eukaryota; Metazoa; Chordata; Actinopteri; Cypriniformes; Cyprinidae. Gene Ontology annotation, cellular component: perikaryon; neuron projection; extracellular region. Gene Ontology annotation, biological process: positive regulation of transcription by RNA polymerase II; positive regulation of ERK1 and ERK2 cascade; adenylate cyclase-activating G protein-coupled receptor signaling pathway.
ACUUAAUGUGACUUAUUGAAAAAAAGGCAAGGCUCCCUAUUCAUGGAUAAAAAUCCGAGGUAAUCGGAGCACAGCAGAAAAAGUUUUGCAAAAGGAUAUGUAGACAAACGAGUUCUGCUGAUUUCACCGAAGUUUUGUUUGGAAAAGUGAUUUUGUUUAUAUUGAUUAUUGUAUAAAAGUGCAGGGGUUGAACCGACGAGCACAUAAGCAAAGGACGGUGGCGCUUCAGGGAAGAGGUGCUGUGAGGAAGAUCUCUAUCUCUCUCACACAAUCACAGCCGCACCCGAGUCGCAUCCAACUGCAUUUCUAUCUACCUACUCUGCAAUAGCAUGGCCAGAUCUAGUAAAGCGACUUUAGCUUUGCUCAUCUACGGAAUCAUAAUGCACUACAGCGCCUUCUGCACGCCUAUUGGGAUGACUUUUCCCAAUAUAAGACUAGACAACAAUGUGUUUGACGAAGACGGAAACUCGUUAAGCGACCUGGCUUUUGGGACUGAUCAAAUUGCUAUACGAAGUCCUCCCUCUCUCACAGAUGACCUAUACACGUUAUACUACCCGCCAGAGAAAAGAACGGAAAGGCAUGCAGAUGGAUUAUUAGAUAGAGCCUUGAGGGACAUCCUGGUUCAGUUAUCAGCACGAAAAUAUCUGCAUUCUCUGAUGGCAGUUCGCGUAGGCGGAGGAAGCAGCGAGGAGGACGAAUCGGAAACCUUAUCAAAAAGGCAUUCGGAUGGGAUCUUCACCGACAUUUACAGUCGCUACCGAAAACAGAUGGCCGUCAAGAAGUAUUUAGCAGCCGUCCUGGGAAGAAGGUACAGACAGCGAAUUAAAAACAAAGGACGUCGAUUUGCUUAUUUGUAGCGCUGACAAAACUGCCCCCAAAUGCCCCUCCAUGUGUACAUUCAGUUCUAAGAUCAACGUCAUUCUGAUAUAACUGAUCAGUCAGUGGAUCGCGCCUGUGUUCUUUAAACAUGUAUUUAUGUAUGAAGUAAAGCCAUUAAAAUGAAUAUUUUACUAAUAACAUUGUUUUUCUUUUUGUACAAAAGCACUUGAAACCGCACAGUUAUACUUUGUGGACCAACCGUUCAGUUUCAUGUAUAUAGCUAUAUAUGUUAAAAACAAAAGAGAACAAAAACUAUCAGAAGAAGAAAAAAAAAGAGAAGAAGAAAAAAAAAAAUUGUGCACCUUGAACGUUAUUGCGCCUGAUAUCUUUUCAAAUUCAUCAUCAUAUGCAGAAAAUAAAUAGAUUUUAAAAAGACAA